Macadamia integrifolia is the source of this 1462-nucleotide messenger RNA. RefSeq names its product GPN-loop GTPase 3-like. Bases 363 to 1166 code for a protein of 267 amino acids. The transcript is spliced from 11 exons. Lineage: Eukaryota; Viridiplantae; Streptophyta; Magnoliopsida; Proteales; Proteaceae. Gene Ontology annotation, molecular function: GTPase activity. The record is from RefSeq and is a predicted model, not a curated record.
AAAGCCAAGGAGCUUCAUUACAGUUCGAAGCUUCCAGGAACGAAAGCUUCGUUUUAGCUUUGUUCCUCACUCGUGGUUUUUCGUCUUGUAAAGCCUGAGCAGACGAGAGACUCGACAGCUUUACUGCUGUUCCAGCGAGAGCGAGGUCGAGGUCGAGGUCGAGUUUCCUCUGUGCACGAAGGACAACUAUUAUGUUUAUCUCUUACUGAUGUACAUGGCGCGUUCUACUUUCCUGAAGUUAUUGUUCUCAGCUGGUGUUUGGUGUAUUGCAUACGCUGCUGUGGCAGUUAUUGGGUUACUUUGAUUCUUUAAUUUUACCCAUACCUUUACAGUGAACUAGUAAAGCAAUUUGGAUAGCUACCAUGGGUUAUGCACAGUUGGUUAUUGGUCCUGCGGGCAGUGGAAAGUCGACUUACUGUUCUACCUUAUACCAACAUUGUGUAACUGUUGGACGGACAAUCCAUAUUGUGAACCUAGAUCCAGCAGCAGAAAAUUUUGACUAUCCUGUGGCCAUGGAUGUAAGGGAACUCAUUUCUUUGGAUGAUGUUAUGGAAGAACUUGGUUUAGGUCCAAAUGGCGGCCUUAUUUACUGCAUGGAACACCUUGGCGAAAAUUUGGAUGACUGGUUUGAAGAAGAAUUAGAGAAUUACUCGGAAGAUGACUACCUGGUUUUUGACUGCCCAGGCCAGAUAGAACUCUUUUCACAUGUUCCCAUGCUUCGAAACUUUGUGGACCACUUGAGACGAAAGAACUUCAAUGUUUGUGCUGUAUACUUGCUUGAUUCACAGUUCAUGACGGAUGUGACCAAAUUCAUCAGUGGAUGCAUGGCGUCACUUUCAGCAAUGGUUCAGCUAGAAUUGCCUCAUGUCAAUAUCCUCUCCAAAAUGGACCUUGUUGCAAAAAAAAAGGAUAUUGAAGACUACCUAAAUCCAGAAGCACGGGUCCUACUGUCAGAGUUGAAUCAACAAAUGGCUCCUCAGUUUGGAAAGCUAAACAAGGCUUUGAUUGAAUUGGUUGAUGAAUAUAGCAUGGUCAACUUUGUGCCUCUUGACCUGAGAAAGGAAAGCAGUAUACAGUAUGUAUUGUCACAGAUUGACAACUGCAUACAGUGGGGAGAAGAUGCCGAUGUGAAGGUCAAGGAUUUUGAUCCAGAUGAGGACGAUUGAUGUCUUUCUGAUACUUACGUGGCUUGGAUUAUUUAGGUGGGUUAAAAAGUGAGGAAUCCAUCCCAGGAAUAUAUACACAAAACAAACAAUUUAUCUGCAUUUCCUCUCCUUUGAUGAAUCUUUUUGGCAAAAUAUUUUGAGUUCUGUUUGACCUAUCUUUGUUUGUUCAAGAAAUUGCUAGUGAAAAUGUUAAUGAACUUAUAUUAGGCAUGUGAUAGUAACCUCAUCUUGUACAUAUUUAUCACAUAGACUCUUGCUUUUCUUAGGAAGUGAAAUAUAUUUUACAGGAAAAGUCA